UCCAAACAAAGCUCUGAGGCCGUCGCCUUUCUCUCUCUCUCUAUAAACCAAAGCAAAAGAAAAGAGAAACAACAACAACAACAACAUAGAACAUUUUUGGUGUUUUCCAACCAUGCAACCCGCGUCGGACAACAUCAGUCCAUCACCGACCUCCAUCCAACCGUCCUCCCCUCGCUUCCUCCCUUCCACCGCCAGCCCCACCGGCCUCGGGUCCCACCGCAAGAUCGCGAUAGCCGUCGAUCUCAGCGACGAGUCCGCCUUCGCCGUCCGCUGGGCCGUCCAGAACUACCUCCGCCCCGGCGAUUCUGUCAUCCUCCUCCACGUGCGCCCCACCAGCGUCCUCUACGGCGCCGAUUGGGGCUCCAUCGAUCACUCCGUACAGGAUCCCUCCUCCGAGGAAUCCCAGCAGAAGCUCGAGGAUGACUUCGAUGCCUUCACCACCACCAAGGCCUCCGAUCUGGCCCAGCCUCUCGUUUCCGCCCACAUCCCCUUCAAGAUCCACAUCGUCAAGGACCACGACAUGAAGGAACGGCUCUGCUUGGAGGUCGAACGUCUGGGUUUGAGCGCCGUGAUCAUGGGCAGCCGGGGGUUCGGCGCGUCAAAGCGGACGAGUAAAGGGAGGCUCGGGAGCGUGAGUGAUUACUGCGUGCAUCAUUGUGUUUGCCCGGUGGUGGUGGUAAGGUAUCCUGACGAGAAGGAUGGGGGGAGCGAGACCGCUGAUGUGCCGGCCGAGGUGUCGGUGGGGAAGGGGGCAGAUAAGGAGGCAGAGUUGGGGCCGCUGCCAGAGGAGGAACCGGAGUAUCAUGAUGCCUCUGAUGAACAGAAAGAUGCUUGAAGUAUUUAGGUCAUGGCAUGGCCCUCUUGAAUCCAGGUGACUUGGAACUGAAGAAGAUAUAGAGUGAGUCAUGGUGUAAGGGAGCUGCUGAGGCAAUGUGAGGCUGUUUUGCAGGGAGGAUUCAUGCCAUGUUAAUGGAAUGGUAGUCAUCUUGUUUGCUACUCUUCUGGUUGCUUGUCAACUGCUUCACAUAAGAACUGGAUGUUUGAUGAUGGUGAUGCUAUUAUUGUAUCUUUUGAGUUUCGUGGAUUCUUGUAGGUCAGCUUGUGAAAUAUCCUACUGUUAAAACAACCUACUGUUUGCAAGAUACCCUUCUGGUUGUCACGCUUGCAGCUGGUUUUCAUAAA
Messenger RNA from Magnolia sinica, 1182 nucleotides. RefSeq names its product universal stress protein PHOS34. The record is from RefSeq and is a predicted model, not a curated record. NCBI's taxonomy places the organism in Eukaryota, Viridiplantae, Streptophyta, Magnoliopsida, Magnoliales, Magnoliaceae. Bases 113 to 835 code for a protein of 240 amino acids. The transcript is spliced from 3 exons.